CACACACACGCGCGCACGCACGCACGCACGCACUCACAGACUUCGCCUCUGAUCAGGAAACUCAACGCUUUCAUUUUGCUCUGUAUUUAUAUUCUUCCUCGGUUUCGCGGAAACAUCCAUUUACAUAAACUUUUCAGCAUGGUUAAAGUUUCUUUUAGCAACGCUCUCGCCUUCAAGGAUCCAAAGAAGGAAAGCCUCAUUCCUGAUGGAGAGGAUCCCGAGGCAGCGGUGUCGGGGCGUCCUCGGUCUAAGGUGUUGUGGUGCUGCUUCUAUCUGGGGUUGGCUCUCAUCGUCUCUGGUGUAGUGGUGGGAGCAGCCCUCCUGUAUAAAUACCAAAGCAUCUUUAUGCAAAGUCAUGUUCAGGGGAUCAUGGAUGGCAGAGUGGCGGAGAGGGAGGAUGACUACAUGCGUUUCCCAGAGUAUGGGCACUGGGAGUGCAGGUUACCAUACAGUGAUGAAGACUAUGAGAUUGAUGAGGAGGAGGAUAAGACGCCGCUGAUGCUUGAAGAGAAUGUGAGAUUUUUCGAAGACGAUGAGGUGGAGCUCAUCAACGUACCAGUACCUGAGUUCAGAGAUGGUGAUUCCGCUGGCAUCAUGCAUGACUUCACCAUGAAACUGACUGCUUAUCUCGACCUGAAUCUGAACAAAUGCUUCAUCAUCACCCUCAACACCUCUAUCGUCAUGCCGCCCAGAGAUUUCCAAGAGUUCCUGGUCAACAUCAAGGCAGGGAUGUAUCUUCCUCAGACGUACAUUAUUCGAGAGGAGAUGAUGGUUACAGAGCGGCUGGACAGCACCAGUGAUCUGGGCUAUUACAUCAAUGACCUAUGCAAAGACAAAGACACGUACAGACUCCAGCACCGAGACAUGACACUGGGUAUGCAGAAACGUGAAGCCCUGAACUGCCACAAGAUCCGCCACUUUGAAAACAAGUUUGUUGUGGAGACGUUGAUCUGUGAGCCAUGAAGAUCAUGAGCCAUGAGGAACAAGAACAGCAGAUCUUCAGCUCUUCCAUUAAUUCAGUAAAAACCUUUUCUAUCGUAGGCCUUCUUUUCACAUAUAUUUUUUUAAAAUCUAAAAUGUGAAAUUGUCUUUUCUGCACAAAGAGGUGUAUUAUGUUUUUAAGUAUACAUGUUAAUACAUGUACAAUGCUUUUUUAAAUGAAUAUUAGAUUUAAUAAGGGACAUAUUUUGCACAAGAGCAAUAAGUGAUUAACAAUGGUGAUUUUAGCCUAUAUAGAAGUCCAAUCUGACUUUAAGAUGGUAAGACAGUCCUGUAUUUUUAACAUUUGCAUUAUCUACUGUACUAUCCAAAGUUUCAGCAAAUGCAGUUUCAGCAAUGUUGAUGUGCUAAAGUGCAUAAUGUCACAAUUUCAGGUAUUCUUGAAUUUGCAUUUAAUUUGCCUAUAUAAAUAUUGUUUUAAAUUAUAUGGAUAACCAUACAAACAGAACGUUAUCUUUAAAAUGACUCCAAAUGUUCCAAUCUGAAAUGGCAUUUUGUUCUUUGCAAAUCUGUAUAUUAUGAUAAGAUUCUAAACUUUAAUCCUUUCUGUCUUUAAACACAAGCUUUUAAAUAAGAAACCAAAAAUAAAAUCCGACAAAAUGCU
Molecule: messenger RNA, 1603 nt
Organism: Carassius gibelio (silver crucian carp)
Lineage: Eukaryota; Metazoa; Chordata; Actinopteri; Cypriniformes; Cyprinidae
Product: integral membrane protein 2B
Exons: 7
Coding region: 139-963 (274 amino acids)
Biological process (GO): negative regulation of amyloid precursor protein biosynthetic process
Cellular component (GO): plasma membrane; Golgi apparatus; extracellular exosome
Molecular function (GO): amyloid-beta binding
Source: RefSeq, a predicted model, not a curated record